Messenger RNA from Mucor mucedo, 612 nucleotides. Its product is annotated as kinase-like domain-containing protein. Gene Ontology annotation, molecular function: ATP binding; protein serine/threonine kinase activity. NCBI's taxonomy places the organism in Eukaryota, Fungi, Mucoromycota, Mucoromycetes, Mucorales, Mucoraceae. The coding region runs from base 1 to 612 and encodes 203 amino acids. The transcript has 6 exons. The record is from RefSeq and is a predicted model, not a curated record. Gene Ontology annotation, cellular component: nucleus; cytoplasm. Gene Ontology annotation, biological process: signal transduction; peptidyl-serine phosphorylation.
AUGAUAAGCUUUUUCGAAGAAGGCGGUUUUCUUUAUCUAGUUUUCACUUUGGUAGGAAAAGAUCUUUUUGAUCAAGCGGAAUACCAUGGAGGAAAAUUAAGUUUAAAAUCAACAGUCUUGAUUGCCAAACAGCUCGUUGAUCGUAUUGAAUAUCUCCAUGACAAAGGAAUAUUACAUUUGGAUCUCAAACCAGAGAAUAUUACUGUAGGGGUCAAGGAUAACGACCGAAAUACCAGCCAUCACGACGAGACGAUAUUGAGUCUCUGGAUCCAAACACCGACAAGUAUUAAGAAAAAAGGAGAAACUCACUUCCAAUCAAUUGUGCAAUGUUUGGAAGUAGAGUUCGCAAAAAUUCUGGAUUAUGCAAGAUCCUUAUCCUUCUCCCAGAAACCUGAUUACAAGUUUGUUCAACAACUGCUGGAUCGUAUAUUGCAAAAAAAUAGCUUUAGGGAUGAUCAAAUCUUUGAUUGUAUAAAAAAAUUAAAUUUAAAUCACAGAAUUGGCCAAUAUAACAAAUGUCAGGCAAAAAAACGAUCUUUGGAGCCUAAUGACAGGCAACAAGUCCAACAUAAUAGGAAGAAACGCCGGGUAGGCAAACAAAAUAAAGAUUAG